UUGUAAUGUGUGUUAAUGUUUUCAGUGGAUGACAAUAAAUUUAACAAAACCUAUGGGCACAGCUCUGAUGCCAGUUUGCAAGAUGCUCUAAGGGUCUGCCAGAGUGUCUUCAGUAAAUGCACAAGUCGCCUGGCUGGGCAGAGCAUCUUGCUUUUCACUUGCCGAGAUAAUCCUCACGCUGCUGAUGAUCAGAAACAAAGGCAAGCCCGACAAAAAGCUAAGGAUUUGAAGGAGGCAGGAAUUGUGUUAGAAAUUCUACAUAUGGGAAAAACCUUCGAUGUGAAUAAGUUUUAUAAGGACUUGAUAAUACCUGAUGAAGAUGAAGACGAUGAGGACUCUCAAGAAAAGAUUACUCUAGCAGAUCCCACAAGUCGAUUUGAGGAACUGAUGGAGAGAAUGAGACGACUUGAUCACAAACAGCGCACCACUGGCAGGGUCAUGUUUACCUUAGCUCCUGGGGUGGAUAUGUCUGUUGGUGUCUACACAGCAGUUAGAAAGAUGACCAAACCUUAUAAGAUGAAACUGUGGAAGUCAACAAAUGAGGAAUUGAGAUACAUGAAAAAAGAAUUUUUAGAGGAUACUGGAGAGUUGUUGAUGCCCUCAGACUACGUGAAAUACCAGGUGUAUGGUGGGAAGAGCAUCAAGUUUACACUGGAUGAGGCACGUAGCAUUAACAAGGUUUACGAUCCAGGAAUGAAGCUCUUGGGGUUCAAACCCAUCAGCAGUCUCAAACCAUAUUAUCAUGUCAAACCUGCCAACUUCAUUUACCCUGAUGAAAAAUCAGUUAAAGGUAGCAACAAAAUGUUUGCAGCUCUGUUAGAUCGCUGUUUAGCACGAAAAAUGGCAGCAAUUGUGCGGCUGAUUGCACGUCAAGGUUCCUCGGUGUCAUAUGCAGCAUUGAUACCCCAGCAAGAGGAGCUAGAUGAUAAAAACAGUCAGAUAACUCCACCAGGGUUUAUUGCCUGUCACUUGCCAUUUGCUGAUGAUUUUCGCAAAAUACAAUUGAAGAAUUUAGUUCGUGCUACUACAGACCAAGUGGAUGCAGCGAAAGCAGUUAUCAAAAAACUGCAUUUCAAGUAUGCACCGGAGAACUUUGAUGAUCCUGUACUUCAAACACAUUGGCGUAAUAUUGAAGCCUUGGCCCUGAACAGAUUGCAUUUAGAACCUGUAACAGAUUAUACUUGUGAGUUGAAGGUUUCUCUUUAUUACUAUUUUUGUUAA
Messenger RNA from Cherax quadricarinatus, 1221 nucleotides. The record is from RefSeq and is a predicted model, not a curated record. NCBI's taxonomy places the organism in Eukaryota, Metazoa, Arthropoda, Malacostraca, Decapoda, Parastacidae.